UUAGUCGAUUUUUACAAAAUAAUGAUUGAAGUGGCAAGUGCACGAGUACAACCGUCAACAAAUUAGUUUAAGUCAAUGUCAAAUAAGUGACAAGUUCGAUUCCAUCAUCAAUCCAUGCAUGCAUGAUCCAUCAUCCAUUUCAUUUUCAAUUCAUUCAUCUGCCGCCGUAAUCUGCCUGCCAUUGGCCAUACAACAUAUCUACCAGUUUGUUUCAUCAAAGCGUAUUUAUACAAGUUGAUGCAUUUCAUGGAAUGUAAAUGCUGCUAGCUUACCGUUGAACCAACAAAUAUUGUAAUACUGUGCUUAUAAUAAUAUAAUUCAACGGUACACCAUGUAUCGGAAAUCGGUGUAAAAAUUUGAAGGUUAACCUAUGCUGAAAAAUAGCAAAAUACUUUAUUCACUAGUCAACAGAUAACAUCACUAUGUCUCAGUCGAAUAUGAAGUUUCGCAGUUUAUUUAAGCUGUACCUAGAUACUUUACAACGAAGACCAUACUUGGUACAAGCGGUGCAAACUGGAGUCCUCAUGGGUUCCGGUGAUUUAAUAAGUCAAACUUUCAUUGAACGUAAGCACAUCGCAAAGGUCGACGUCACAAGAACUUUAAAAUUUUCUUCAAUAGGCUUUUUUGUUGGUGGACCGGCAUUGCGACUUUGGUAUGGAGCAUUAUACAAGUAUAUAGGUUCCAGUGGCAAAACAGUUGCUUUGAAGAAAGUAUUUAUUGACCAAAUUAUGUUUGCACCUUUAUUCUUAUGUGGAAUUCUGAGUGCAGUAGCAGCCUUGCAGGGCAAGGAUUGGACUAACAUUAAAAGUGAUUUGGAAAACAAUUACAUAGAUGUCUUAAAGACUAAUUACUGUCUCUGGCCAUGGGUUCAGAUAGUAAAUUUUUAUUAUAUUCCUCUCCAAUACCAAGUUUUACUAGUUCAAGUAGUUGCAUUAUUCUGGAACACAUAUUUGUCUUGGAAAACAAACAAGAAUUCCGAAAAUAUAGCAAUACAAAAAUGAAUACAUAUACAUAGUUUAGUAUUAUAGCACUAGCAUAUGGGUUAAAUUGUAAAAUACUUAAAAAAUAGUAAAAUAAAUGUAUUAAUGUUUAAUAGUGUCUCACUCAGUACCAUCACAAAUAACUCAAAGGAAGUUUCACAUUGAACUGUUAC
This is a messenger RNA of Spodoptera litura, 1153 nucleotides long. Its product is annotated as Mitochondrial inner membrane protein MPV17. Gene Ontology annotation, biological process: regulation of mitochondrial DNA metabolic process. The record is from RefSeq and is a predicted model, not a curated record. Gene Ontology annotation, cellular component: mitochondrion; cytoplasm; membrane. Gene Ontology annotation, molecular function: channel activity. Lineage: Eukaryota; Metazoa; Arthropoda; Insecta; Lepidoptera; Noctuidae.